Messenger RNA from Pedinophyceae sp. YPF-701, 1437 nucleotides. The record is from the annotation of a GenBank genome assembly. NCBI's taxonomy places the organism in Eukaryota, Viridiplantae, Chlorophyta, Pedinophyceae.
AUGGCGAUGGCCACGUUCGCCCUCGUCAUCGCGGGCCUCUUCGCGGCCGGGGCCUCCGCGGCGGCGCUCGCGCUGGCGUACCAGCACCUGCGGUACUACGCAGAGCCAGACUUCCAGCGCCACAUCAUACGCAUCGUGCUCAUCGUGCCCAUCUACGCGGUGACGUCCUUCAUCAACCUCUUCCUCGGAGACGCGUCCGUGUACCUCAUGACCAUCCGCGACUGCUACGAGGCGUUCAUCAUCUACGAGUUCCUCACCCUGUGCCUCGAAUACGUCGGCGGGCCGGGCGCCGUCGUCGUCAAGUGCGAGGGGCAGGUCAUCCAACCGUCCCUCCUCCACUGCACCUGCUGCGUCAGCGAGAUGCCCGUCGACGGCCGCUUCGUCCGCAGGUGCAAGCAGUACACGCUGCAGUUCGUGCUCGUCAAGCCCGUCCUCGCGGCCCUCACGCUCGUCCUGUUCGAGACGGGCCACUGGGAGGAGGGCAACUGGUCCCCAGCGAGCGGCUUCGUGUGGCUGCAGAUCGUGUACAACGUCAGCUACACGACCGCGCUGUGGGCGCUCGCGCUGUUCUACGCCGGCACGCGCGAGGUCCUCGCGCCCUUCCGCCCGCUGCUCAAGUUCGUCGUGGUCAAGUUCGUGGUCUUCAUGACCUUCUGGCAGGGCUUCCUGUUCGCCGUCAUGGUGCAGGCCGGCACGCUCAGCUCGCAGGACCAGGCCGCCGACCUGCAGGACUUCCUCGUCUGCCUCGAGAUGGCCGCCGCCGCCGUCGGGCUCUGGUACGCCUUCCCGCACCACGAGUACAAGACCGUCGCCGAGGCCGGGGAGGCGCGCUCGCUCGGACAGAACAUCGGACACGCCAUCUCCUUCCGGGACGUGGUCUCCGACACCGUGCACCAGUUCGCGCCGCAGUACCACGACUACGUGCUCUACUCCGAGGGUCAGAAGCGCUUCCACCGGACGAAGACCUUCGUCCCAGUCGGACACACUGGCGACCUGCUGUCAGGGGACCAGCCGCGGACCGGGGCGGCCGGGUCCAGCAAGGCCCGGGGCGCGGCGGCGGCGCUGAGUCCCGCGCAGCUCUACGACAUUCCGGAGGGCGGCGGGCACCCGCACGGCGGGUUCAGCGGUUUCGAGGCGGGGGCGGGGCACGUGCACGGAAUGGACGGGAUCGGCGUGGAGUGGGCGGGGCAGGGCAAGGUGUCUGGCAUUCGCGUGCACGAGACGCCGGACAGGACGGCGGCGCCGCGAGCCCGCGGGCCUGACGGGGAGGGGCCGAGCCAUUCACCGCCGCCGCCACCACGGCCGCGCGCCGAGGGGCGCGAGCAGGUGGAGGCGGAGCGCGACCUCGAGGACGGCGGCGCACACGGUGCGGGCGCGUCUGAGGGCCGCAAGGCGCCCAACGGAGAUAUAGCCCUUUCACACGAGGGCAGGCUGUGA